Messenger RNA from Brettanomyces bruxellensis, 1305 nucleotides. RefSeq lists its product as uncharacterized. The transcript has a single exon. Gene Ontology annotation, cellular component: membrane; Golgi apparatus. The coding region runs from base 1 to 1305 and encodes 434 amino acids. Lineage: Eukaryota; Fungi; Ascomycota; Pichiomycetes; Pichiales; Pichiaceae. Gene Ontology annotation, molecular function: alpha-1,2-mannosyltransferase activity. Gene Ontology annotation, biological process: cell wall mannoprotein biosynthetic process; protein O-linked glycosylation; protein N-linked glycosylation. The record is from RefSeq and is a predicted model, not a curated record.
AUGGGUUCCGUAUCUCGAAUAGGGUUGUUUCGCAGGGAAAGGAGAAUGUUGAUAGUUUUAAUAUGUGGCUUUGUACUGUGGAUAUUUAGCAAGGGCUUCACAUUGCGUUCUUACACAAUACCGGAGAUACAUACACUUUUGCAGGACGAAGAACUAUAUCCGGAAAUCGGUGAAGAGAAUGAAGAAAUUUAUUUGGAAAAAGAAAAUGGCACUUUUUACACGUACAUUCCAGAUAUAACAACGGUAGAGCCCCUUUUAAGGACAGUUCGAUCCAUAGAAGGGAGUUUUAACCGAAAAUAUGGCUAUGAUUGGGUAUUUGCAUUUUUUGAUGCCGGAUCGGAGAAGUUUCCUGAUGAGCUUAAAUCAAGGUUAGAUCAUAUGAUAUCAGGAAGUGUUCAUUUCGAAGAAAUAACCUUGCAAAAUGUACAUUUUGGGCUACCAAAGGAUAUUGAAAUAGGUAAUCUACGUACAAACGGAAUGACUGCAGGACAUUAUGGAUUGAUUCCAAAUCAUAGAUAUCUUAGCUUUAAGCUAAAGAAUCGAUUUGCUGCAUAUGGAUUUCAGUUUUUACCAUCACUUCAACAGUUUAAAUAUGUUUGGAAUGUGGACGUUGGAACCGAAGUAAAAUGCGAUAUCCAGCAGGAUAUGUUUAAAAAAAUGACUGAUGAACAGUUACUUUAUGGAUUUUCGUAUGCACCUGUUGAAUCAAUACUUGGUGUUAGAACUCUUUUUGAAUGGUUCGAGAAAUUUAUGGCCACAGACGAAGGGAAGAUUAUCAAUGAUGAUCAUAUGCUAGAUUUUGUCAGGGACGCGGAGGAUGUGCACAAAUAUAAUCUAUGCAACUUAGAAAGUAACAUGGCAAUUAUCGAUAUGGAUCUAUUGAGAACGCAGCAUUAUAAGUUAUUUUUCGAAUACAUGGAUUCCGCUCUUGGAAUAUUUUACGAUAGAUGGACAGAUUAUAAUCUUAAAACAUUAUAUUUAAGCGCAUACGCUCCGAAAAGCAAAAUACUUUGGAUACCAUCAACUGGUUACAGUGAUGCAUUAUACAGAAUGUCGUGCCCAUUAGAUGAAGAAAGCAGAAUGAAGCAUGGAUGUACAUGUGAUCCUAGGUAUGACCUUGCUUUUAGUCGAUCGAGCUGCCUACGGUAUUUCCUCAACAUUGAAGGGAUCCAGUUACCACCAGGCGUUCGUCCAACUGAAAAAAUCGACAUCCGCUUUAAACGCACAAGAGCGAAAGGUGAAUUUUUUGAGAAGCAAUAUCAACGUUUAGAAUCUGAUUAUGAAAAAAUAUUCAUGCCACGAUGA